AUGAGAGCGAAGUGGAGAAAGAAGCGUGUUCGCCGGCUGAAGAAGAAGAGAAGAAAGACUCGUGCCAGAUCGAAGCUCAUCAUCCACCGCAAUGACAACAACCAGUCACGCGACCAACACACAAACUCGGCACUGAAGGAAGGAUCGGCUCCUGACGGUGGCUUGCGAUGGCGCACAAACACAUCUGAGUGCGGAGGACAGAGCAAGGAUGGCAUCAACGAACCAGGUGUCACCGGCAGCGUUUAUCAUCAAGAGAUUCAGAAGCUCUAA
This is a messenger RNA of Ramularia collo-cygni, 270 nucleotides long. RefSeq lists its product as uncharacterized. The transcript is spliced from 2 exons. Gene Ontology annotation, molecular function: structural constituent of ribosome. The record is from RefSeq and is a predicted model, not a curated record. NCBI's taxonomy places the organism in Eukaryota, Fungi, Ascomycota, Dothideomycetes, Mycosphaerellales, Mycosphaerellaceae. Gene Ontology annotation, cellular component: ribosome. Gene Ontology annotation, biological process: translation. Bases 1 to 270 code for a protein of 89 amino acids.